Engraulis encrasicolus (European anchovy) is the source of this 219-nucleotide messenger RNA. Its product is annotated as retinal cone rhodopsin-sensitive cGMP 3',5'-cyclic phosphodiesterase subunit gamma-like. The record is from RefSeq and is a predicted model, not a curated record. The coding region runs from base 1 to 219 and encodes 72 amino acids. NCBI's taxonomy places the organism in Eukaryota, Metazoa, Chordata, Actinopteri, Clupeiformes, Engraulidae. Gene Ontology annotation, cellular component: photoreceptor outer segment membrane. Gene Ontology annotation, molecular function: 3',5'-cyclic-nucleotide phosphodiesterase activity; cGMP binding. The transcript is spliced from 3 exons. Gene Ontology annotation, biological process: positive regulation of epidermal growth factor receptor signaling pathway; visual perception; positive regulation of G protein-coupled receptor signaling pathway.
AUGGAUGCACCAGCAGCCGCCGGCUCCAGGGGACCCCCCAAGUUCAAGCAGAGGGCGGCCCGCGUCUUCAAGAGCAAGGCCCCCAAGCCUGGACAGAAGGGAUUUGGCGACGACAUCCCCGGAAUGGAGGGACUUGGAACAGACUUCACGGUGGUCUGCCCAUGGGAGGCCUUUGGAGACAUGGAGCUGAGCGACCUGGCUAAAUACGGAAUUGUGUAG